UUCGUGAUUCUUCAUGAGUGUUACGUUCCUCGGUAUCGCGGUCAUUUUCGCUUUUCGUUGCGGGAAAGUGUGAGAGGAAGUAACACCACAGUGUCUUCGUGGUAUUGAGACAGAUACAACGAUCAUGGAUGCCUGGAUGUACGAAGUGGUCUGUAUGAUGCCCGGUGCCGGCACCGAGAAUAUGAUUGGAAACAACAGGACCAUGGCGAACAUCAAGCAAGAAAUCGAGAAUCCUACCACGCCCACGCAAAACUAUCAAGUCUGUUCUCCGACCACCACUCUUCAACAUCAAGAGGUGAUUUGCAGUAAAAUAGAAGUGCCGCCAGACUAUGGCGGAGGCGGUGGUAGCCCUGGUAGCCCGGAAAUGCAUCACUGUUCUUCGACUACGCAACCGUUAGGGACUCCAGAGGAAGGUAUUAAAGAGGAGGAUAUAAUACCGAGAAGGCUUUGCUUGGUGUGCGGAGACGUUGCGAGUGGAUUUCAUUAUGGGGUUGCGUCUUGCGAAGCGUGCAAAGCUUUCUUCAAGAGAACCAUACAAGCGAGUAAUUUCACAGGUAACAUCGAGUACACAUGUCCAGCGAACGGGGAAUGCGAGAUAAAUAAACGUAGGAGAAAAGCUUGCCAAGCGUGCAGGUUCCAAAAGUGCCUUAGACAAGGCAUGCUGAAAGAGGGUGUACGAUUGGAUCGUGUUAGAGGAGGGAGACAAAAAUAUAGAAGAUCCACCGAUCCCUACCCUCUGGUGAAAACAGCUCCGUUGGAAGCAAACGUAGCGACAGGAGCUUCUAACGAAAUAAUAAAUAAUAAAAUGCUGGAAGUUCUGACUGCCUGUGAACCCGACAUGCUACAAGUGUCCAAUCUCUCUUAUACACUUGAUACGGAUCAGAGAGUGCUUGGACAGUUAUCUGACUUGUACGAUCGAGAAUUGGUUGGAAUAAUCGGUUGGGCAAAACAGAUUCCUGGAUUCGUUAGUUUAGCUCUAAACGACCAAAUGCGACUUUUGCAAAGUACAUGGGCCGAGAUAUUGACGUUUAGCCUCGCAUGGAGAAGCAUGCCAAAUAAUGGUAGAUUAAGGUUUGCCCAAGAUUUUACCCUCGACGAGCGACUUGCACGCGAAUGUCAUUGUUUAGAUCUAUACACGCAUUGUAUUCAGAUCGUCGAAAGGCUUCAACGAUUGGGCUUAACCAGGGAGGAAUAUUACGUGUUAAAGGCAUUGAUACUGGCAAACAGUGACGCGAGGUCAGACGAGCCGCAGACGCUUUAUCGCUUCCGAGAUUCUAUACUAAAUUCCUUGUCAGAUUGUGUGGCGGCGAUACGACCAGGACAAACGCUUCGUGCCAUUCAAAACAUGUUCCUAGUGUUGCCCAGUCUCAGGCAGGUUGAUGGAAUUGUUAGAAAAUUCUGGUCUAGUGUCUAUCGAACGGGAAAAGUACCGAUGAACAAGCUCUUCGUAGAAAUGUUAGAAGCUGCCUACUAUCGAUGAAGUACACACCAUCUUGAACUCAAUUUCAAAUAAUAUCCGUAUUAAGGACUUGAUAGAAUCGCUGUUACCAAACACGUGGUAUCAGCGUUAUACUUCUAACACGUUGACAGUGAGAGUAGGGCACGCGUUCCGUCGCGUCCCUUACACAAGUAUAAGCGGAAGAGACAGUGAGUGAUAGUGAAAUGCAAAGAAAAAGAAAAAAGAAAAAAAAAGG
Habropoda laboriosa is the source of this 1694-nucleotide messenger RNA. RefSeq names its product steroid hormone receptor ERR2 (gene Err). The record is from RefSeq and is a predicted model, not a curated record. Lineage: Eukaryota; Metazoa; Arthropoda; Insecta; Hymenoptera; Apidae. The transcript has 9 exons. Gene Ontology annotation, cellular component: nucleus. Gene Ontology annotation, biological process: regulation of DNA-templated transcription. Gene Ontology annotation, molecular function: DNA-binding transcription factor activity; zinc ion binding; steroid binding. The coding region runs from base 125 to 1480 and encodes 451 amino acids.